Rangifer tarandus platyrhynchus (Svalbard reindeer) is the source of this 654-nucleotide messenger RNA. The record is from the annotation of a GenBank genome assembly. NCBI's taxonomy places the organism in Eukaryota, Metazoa, Chordata, Mammalia, Artiodactyla, Cervidae.
AUGUUUUACUGCAAUUGCACGUUUCAGUUUUCUAUACGUGGGAUCAAACAACCUCCCAGAGCACCUGGUGGCGGGAAGCUACCUGAGGUCACCAGGGAUGAAGAAACUGGGAGUGGAACAGAGUACCCAGUUCUCCGGCAAUCCACUGAAGGCCCAACUUCUCCUCCCCACUCUUUACCUGCCCACCCUGUCCGAGGCCACCACCAGCUGGACUUUGAGGCAAACCUCUUGAAUGAAUCCGCCCCCUUCCAGGCUGGAGACGGCAGGGCCAGGUACCCCUCCUUCCUCACUAACAUGCCUGACUUUUGCUCAUGUCUUGAUGACAGUCACACAGUGGUUCAACUAAUUCCCAAUGUUUACUUCUGUCCUAGGGUGAGAGGACAGGGGGAAGCCAUAAGCUUUAGGAUUCUUAUCAAGUCCUGCCUAUGUGUUUAUUGGGAGCAUGUCUCAAAAAAAAUUAUGUCCAAAAAGUAUCUCAAAAAAAGUAUCUCUCAUCCUUCCCAUGGACCACAUUACCUUCCUUCCCUUCCCUUCCCGUGUCUAAUUCUUUUCGAUCCCAUAAGACUGGAGCCUUCAGGCUCUUCUGUGCAUGGAACUCUCCAGGCAACAAUACUGGAGUGGGAUGCCAUUGCCUUCUCCAGGGGAUUUUCCUGA